This is a messenger RNA of Xiphias gladius (swordfish), 4520 nucleotides long. RefSeq names its product thioredoxin related transmembrane protein 3b (gene tmx3b). Gene Ontology annotation, biological process: peptidyl-cysteine oxidation. Bases 13 to 1437 code for a protein of 474 amino acids. Lineage: Eukaryota; Metazoa; Chordata; Actinopteri; Istiophoriformes; Xiphiidae. The transcript has 16 exons. Gene Ontology annotation, cellular component: endoplasmic reticulum. Gene Ontology annotation, molecular function: protein disulfide isomerase activity. The record is from RefSeq and is a predicted model, not a curated record.
GUAACCCCGCGCAUGCGUAGACGGACCCGAUUUAGCCGCUGUAUUUCCUGCUUGCUGUUUCCACUCGAGGCGAUGGCAGAAGUGAAAGCUUCCCUGAUUUGUGGAGUUGUAGCGGCUUUCCUAAGUUCAGCGGUGCUUGCAUUUGUUGAGGAUCUAGAUGACACAUUUAAAGACACUAGAGUGAAUGACAUCUGGCUGGUUGAUUUCUAUGCACCGUGGUGCGGUUACUGUAAAAAACUAGAGCCGGUAUGGCAUGAGGUAGGAAUUGAGCUGAAAAGCUCUGGGUCGCCGGUCCGUGUAGGAAAAAUGGAUGCCACUGCGUACGCCGGAAUGGCAUCAGAGUUCGGUGUUCGUGGUUACCCCACAAUAAAACUGUUAAAGGGCGAUCUUGCCUAUAAUUACAAGGGACCAAGGACAAAAGAUGAUAUUGUGGAGUUUGCAAACAGGGUGUCAGGACCGGCCGUUCGAGCACUUCCCAGCAAGCAGAUGUUUGAGCACAUGAUGAAACGACACGACGUGCUUUUCGUGUAUGUCGGUGGGGAGUCUCCCCUCAAAGAGAAGUACAACGAUGUAGCCUCCGAGCUCAUCGUCUAUACUUAUUUCUUCUCGGCUUCAGAGGAAGUCUUGCCGGAGUCAGUAAGUUUGCCGGAACUUCCUGCGGUUGUAGUCUUAAAGGACGGAGCCUACUUUACCUAUGAUGAGUAUGAGGAUGGUAGUUUGUCAUCGUGGGUGAACAAGGAGCGCUUUCAAGGGUACCUGCAGAUCGAUGGCUUUACGCUCUAUGAGCUCGGAGAAACAGGUAAAUUGGUGGCGAUUGCAGUCAUCGAUGACAAGGACCCCACAGAGGAGAGUGGCAGAUUAAAGAGCUUGAUUCAGAGGGUGGCGAAGGAGUACAGAGAACAUUUUAACAGAGACUUCCAGUUUGGCCACAUGGAUGGGAAUGACUACAUUAACAGCCUCAUUAUGGGCGAGGUGACGGUGCCCUCUGUUAUCAUCCUCAACACAUCCAACGAGCAGUACUUCCUGCCCAGUGAGCCAAUUGAGACCAUGGAGCAGCUGGUCCAAUUCAUCAGCAGUGUUCUGAACGGUUCUGCACAGGCAUAUGGAGGUGAUGGCAUCAUUCAGAGGAUCAAACGUGUGGCCUUUGAUGCCAGAUCCACCAUUAUGUCAGUGUUUCGCAGCUCUCCGCUGCUGGGCUGCUUCCUGUUCGGCCUACCGCUGGGUGUAAUUAGCCUGAUGUGCUAUGGCAUCUGCACGGCCGAGUCGGAUGACGGUUCGGAUGACAUAGAUGCGCUCAAGAGGGAGGGCCUCACCGACGAGGAGGAGGAAGAGGAGGAGGAGAGGCAACGCACCGCUGAGCUGGAGGGCCCCGAAGAAGGAGAGAAUGAGGAAGAGGAUGCUGGAGAGAAGGAUCCUGGGGAAAAGAAAACAGAUUAACAAAGGGGCUCCCGCCGGAUAGAGAAUGAUAGGCCUAGUCAAAUGCAGUGAAAUGAAAAUCAAAGACAUUUCAGUGUAUUACUGUUGUGCGUCUUUGUUUUUCAUCUCACUUGCCAUCAAAGCCCCUCUAGCACAGACUGUUGUCCUAUCUUUGAGUUCUGUGUGUGUCAGUGUGUAAGAUCAGCUGCUCAGUGAAGCCAUCGAAUCCUGUUUAAAACUGAAAGCCUUUUUAAUGAUGGAGCGUAAACACAUAAUAAUAUCUUUAUUUGUAAAGCACUUUCAGUUACGAAGUGCUUCGCGGAGCAAUGGAAUACCGAAAGAUCAUAAUAAACACAACGUAGGAUAGAAACAUUAAAAUGGACAUAGGAUAAAAACAUUAAGGCACAAUAAAUGUAAAGUAAAAUACAGCGAGAAAUGGCAGAAGCUAAAGGCAGACAGUAGAUUGUGAACAUAAAAAGGCCCCUAUCUGUACAGGUUUGUUUUGAGAAGGGACUUGAAGGUUGACACUGACGUGGCGAGCCAGAGUUCUUCUGGCAAGGCGUCCAAAAGUCAAGGGGCCUUGACAGCGAAUGCUCUGUCACCUCCAGUCACUAAUCUCGAUUAUGUUAAGAGGAGAAGGGAUGGCUGUGAACCAAACAUACCACUUAUUUAUUAUAAUUCAACCAACCAGUGGUCCAUUCCAUGUGAUGUGUGACCCUUUCUCUGACUUUGUUAGGUUGUUGUUUUGGAACCACUUUAAUGCCCUUAUUAUAUCUUCUUUUUAUUGUCAUAUUCCAAUUGCUUCUAUUGUUUUUUUUUUUUUUGUGUUUAAUUUUGAUUUACUAUAAUAUCCUGCAGUAGUAGAAACAGAUGAAUCUUGCCUUCGAACUGAAUAGAACAUAAAUACACGGCAUCAUUUCGUAUACCUCUACCUUUCAACCCAAAGUGUAGACUUAUCAUGUAUAGUGAUUGAUGUGUGUAGAAAGCAUAAGAAGUGCCCAAGAAGGAAAAUCUGCCAUAAAUGAAUUGUGCUUUUUCUAUUGUCUGUUACUGCCUGGAAACAUUUCUUCUUCUUUUUUUUUUAGGGGUGCAAAGUGCCGAGACAGUCAUGCAUUUCAACUUAUUUUUCAUGCCAGCCACCUGUUAGUGUCCAUUUAUGUAGACAGUUGAUGGAAAAAAAAAAAGCAGGAGUAUUUAUUCGUAUCAGUCGGUCUGAUACCAGAAUAUGGCAUGUGCACUUUUUUUUUUUUUUUACCCAUUUCCACCCAACAUGACCAACCUGCUACAAUUUCUUAGUGUAGAUGGGUCGUACCUAUAUUGCAGACUCCCAUAAUAUGCAUCAGUAGCUCCUGUGGCUCCUAACAACUCAUAUUCCUCAGGAAGACUGGCUCUGUCUGUUUCCAUAUUUCAAUCUGUCCUCGACCACUGGUUUCUAUAUUGAAUUCAGUAGGCAGGUUGAAGUUUACAUCCUGAUGCACUGAGACACACACUAAGCGUACAAAAUAUUCGGACAGUCUUCCUACCACUGAGUUUUCCUCCUUUUUUUGUUAUAAUCCACCAUAUUCAGUUAGCUAAUGGCUUAGAGACCCUUCCCUGUCCUAUUUUCAUAACCUUGUGACUAAAGUGUAUAUAAUGGCUGAAAUCAAGUGAGGGUUCUUGCUUUCUCCUGAGUUCACCUGGACGCCUAUUUCAUGAAGAAAGCGUUCCUAAUACCGGCUACACCGAGUCUUAUACCAUUUUUAUGAAAAAUGCAGAGUGGGCCCUGUUGGAUUUUGGGUCCAGUGGUGCUUCAGUGGCAGGACUCGCAAGUCAAACCACCUGAAAACAUGUUUCAUUUUUCAUUUUAUUAUCUAUUGUAUCAAAUUAAAUAUUUGUGACUAAAGAAGGAAAAAAAAAUAAAAAAUAAAGGUAACACAACACUCAAAAACUCGGUGUGAUUUUCAGAUUUGAUUUACAUUGGCAUUUCUCUUGAUUGGUGCGUGGAAAUACCUUACAUUGCCUUUUACAGCCCCGCCCACUUCAGGCCAGUGGUUAAUGACCACUACGUUUCCUCAUUUGGCUGGUGUAAUCAUGCUGGAGCCCAUGCCUCGAAGUAGGGAGGUGAUGAUUUAAUUUGAAGCUACGUUCAACAUUUUGGUAAAUGAGCUUAUCCACUUUCUUGCCGAGAAUUACACGAGAAAGGCAAUUGCACUCUCAUGUCUGCACAGCAAAUACAAAGCUAGUUUCCUCCUUAGUAUUUGUACAGGUGAAAUAAACAAGAUAAAACAUGUUAAUUGGUGAGUUUUAGAGGGAAAACCAGGCUGAGCUAAGCUACGCGGCUGCUGGCUAUAGAUUCAUAUUUACUGUGCAGACACGAGCGCGGGAUCCCAAGAAAGUGAAAAAGUACUUUCAUGAAUGUCGAACAAUUCCUUUAAAGAUGUACGGCAAUUUUGUUAUUUGCUCUGCAUUUGCUUUACACUGGUCAUUCGAACAUGCAUUAUAAUUAAUGCUCAGAGCCUAAAAGGAAGUAUAGUAAGUUUGGAAUGAAUAAAAAAGGAUUCCUCUCAAGGGAACUAUCAAUAUAUGGCGAUGAAUAAGUGUGAAAGAUCAUUCUUGACCUUGGGAACAGUAGUUUAACAGAGGAAUCUUAACUCAGGUCCACUUCUUAGCUUCUUUUCUGAGCUUUCAACUGCAUCUCGAGUAGUGACAACUGAGCGGACCUUCAGUUAAGAUAUUUUCAAAUGUUUUGGGCUGUUUAUUCUGUUACUGGGUAAAGGUAAUCCCCAUUCCGUACCCCUGUUUUAUAACCUUUUUACAAAGUGUAGCUGAGUAAUAAGAUGGCUUCAGGUUUUGUUUUUCAUUGUUACUCAUUUCAUUGUGCUUUUUCAUCUUGUGACUUGAUUGACUUAGGCACCUCAACCUAAGCACACCUGUUGUUUUUUUAAAUACGGAGGUCAUCUGUAUUAUUACUGUGAAACUGCACUAAAGGAAACCAUGCCCUCGUCUUGCCUUCUGGUCUUUGUAGUCGCCUACCAUUCUCUGCCAAACUUCCUCUUUGGGGUUGAAUUGAGAGUGUCACACUUUAUUACUGGUUUGGAAGAUUGAAAUAAAGAUUGUCCUCUUUU